Molecule: messenger RNA, 1641 nt
Organism: Staurois parvus
Lineage: Eukaryota; Metazoa; Chordata; Amphibia; Anura; Ranidae
Source: the annotation of a GenBank genome assembly
UCAGUAACAAUGGCUAUGAAAGUGGCUAUAAUUGGUGCAGGGUGCAGUGGACUUGCAGCCAUCAAAUGUUGUCUGGAAGAAGGCCUGGAUCCUACAUGUUUUGAAAAAAGUGAUGAUAUUGGAGGACUCUGGAAAUACUCCGAGAUGGUGGAAGAAGGAAGAGCCAGUAUCUACCAGUCUGUGUUCACUAAUACCUCCAAAGAGAUGAUGUGCUACAGUGACUUUCCAAUGCCAGAGGAUUUUCCUGUAUAUCUUCAUCAUUCCAAGAUCUUAGAAUACCUUCACCUGUAUGCUGAGCACUUUGAUCUGCUGAAAUAUAUUCAGUGCCAGACUGAAGUUUGUCAGGUGACAAAGAGUCCACAUUUUUCCAAGACUGGACAGUGGGAAGUGCUAACAAAGAAGAAUGGAACUGAGAAGAAAGAGUAUUUUGAUGCAGUCCUGGUCUGCAAUGGGCAUCAUGUUGAUCAUUAUUUACCUCUAGAAUCUUUCCCAGGUAUACAAAAAUUUAAAGGUCGAUACAUCCAUAGCCGUUUCUAUAAAAAAUCCGAACAUUACCAAGGGAAGAAUGUUCUAGUGGUGGGAAUUGGAAAUUCAGCAGGGGAUAUCUCUGUGGAAAUUAGUAGCAAAGCAAAACAGGUAUAUUUAAGUACCAGACAAGGCACCUGGGUUGUAAGUCGUAUAUCUCAUCAUGGAUAUCCAAUAGAUAUGGCUCUAGCAACACGUUUCUUUUUCUGGAUCUCAAAUCUUUUACCUGCUAAUCUAUUCAACAAGAUGAAUGAGAAACACAUGAGCAGUUGGUUUGAUCAUGAAAAUUACGGAUUAGAGCCUGAAAACAGAUCUUUUUUUAAGGAGCCCAUAGUAAACGACUACUUACCUAGCCAAAUCCUAUGUGGAGCUAUUAAAGUAAAGCCAAAUAUUAGUACAUUCACUGAAACCUCUGUCAUCUUUGAAGACGGAAGUGUUGUGGAAGAUUUGGAUGCGGUUAUAUUUGCCACAGGAUACAGUAUCUCCUUUCCGUUUCUAGAAGACUCAGUCAUCAGAGUUGACAAUAACAAAGUUGCUCUAUACAAAAAUGUCUUUCCAUUAAGUCAUGAGAAGCCAACAAUGGCAUUCCUGGGACUUGUUCAGCCACUAGGCUCCCUUUUGGCAGUUUCAGAGAUUCAAGCACGUUGGGCCACCCAAGUGUUUAAAGUCUUAGUCACUUUGUCUAGUAGGAAAUCGAAUUGUUACAAUGCUAUAACUGUUCUCUCAUCUCUUAACAGUUUUGGAAGAGGCAGAUUUCAAACACUGCAAACUUUCUUUAUCAGCUACAUGGAUGAGAUAGCAGUUGAAAUUGGUGUGCGGCCUAAUAUAGUAGUCCUAUUUCUUAAAGAGCCCAGUCUUGCGUGGAAUGUUUUCUUUGGCCCUUGUACCCCUUAUCAAUAUCGUUUGACAGGCCCAGGGAAGUGGAGUGGAGCUAGAAAAGCAAUUCUGACCCAGUGGAACCGAACUCUCAGUCCAGCAAAAACUCGAGUUGUUCAGAGGUUAACUGAAUCUCAGUCAAAAACAAAAGAAAUAAUUAUACUUUUUGGACUGGCAACAGCCAUUUUGUCAUGUGUCUACUACAUUGUCUUCACAGCACAGCAUGCACUUUGGAGUUAA